Molecule: messenger RNA, 252 nt
Organism: Gilbertella persicaria
Lineage: Eukaryota; Fungi; Mucoromycota; Mucoromycetes; Mucorales; Choanephoraceae
Exons: 2
Coding region: 1-252 (83 amino acids)
Source: RefSeq, a predicted model, not a curated record
AUGGCAGUACCAAACAGUGAUAUUUUAGCAGCCUUACAACAGCAAAUGGCUGCACAACAAGCAAUGAUUGAGCAAAUCAUGCAAAAUCAAGAACUCCAGAAUCAACAACAACCCACUUUUCAACACCCACUUUUCAACACCCAACAACAAGUACAUUCUUUUGAGACACAACCCCAUCAUGAUUGGAGUCCUUCUCGAGAAUUGUCGCAACUAUUGGUCCAGGAAUGUCUGACAACCAACAUAAGCAAUUGA